Molecule: messenger RNA, 123 nt
Organism: Haemonchus placei
Lineage: Eukaryota; Metazoa; Nematoda; Chromadorea; Rhabditida; Trichostrongylidae
Source: the annotation of a GenBank genome assembly
CUGGACAGUCUUACGGUAGCUCAAUUACGUGCAAUAAUUGAAGAACAGCUGGCUUGUACUGUAAAAAGUGGUACGAAGAAAGCCGAAUUGGUGGCAAUGUUGAAGAAAUACUAUGGUGUCUGA